AUGGGACUUUUCAGCAAACGUAGCGAACAGGCUGCUACCAAGCCUGUCGACCUCAUUCCGGUGUCGCGCGUUAUUCGUGAGCCGCCAGCAAACUACCCGGUCCCGGAGGCUAUUCCAAAGCUGUCCACUGAGCAGCAUGAGAAAUAUACACAUGUAUUAAAGUACUUCCAGGAUGAAAAGUUGGUCCUUCCGCUCAAGUCCAGCAAAAAGCAAGAAUCGGCGGAACAGACUGCUGCACUCUCCGCAUACGAGCGGUUUUGGCUAACACGGGAGUGCCUCCUGCGCUAUCUGCGGGCUACUAGCUGGAAUGUGGAGGCUGCCAUUGAGCGUCUGCGUAAGACACUUGUGUGGAGGCGGGAGUUUGGCGUUACGGGCGACCCCGAUGCGCCAAACAGUCUAAAGCCGGAGACUGUGGAAAAGGAAAAUACCACCGGGAAGCAGGUGUUGCUGGGGUUCAACCCCCAACGUCUGCCCGUUUAUAUGAUGAAAAACGGUCGCCAGAACACCGAGCCAUCCUUCACACAAGUCCAGCAUCUGGUAUUCUUCAUGGAAGCGGCCAUUGCGAUGAUGCCCCAGGGCGUCGAGCUACUAGCGCUACUCAUAGACUUUAGACAUUACAAGGAGCCGGGUGUGAUCGGCGCAAAGUCGCCACCAAUCUCCCUUGCCAAGCAAAUCCUCAGCAUCAUCCAGGACCAUUAUCCUGAACGCCUGGGCAAAGCGCUCUUCUUUGAUAUGCCAUGGUACGGCUGGACUUUUCUAAAACUCAUGCAUCCAUUCAUCGACCCGGUCACAAGGUCAAAACUGGUAUAUGACGAGCCAAUCUCCAGUUACAUAGACGCCGAACAAUUGGAGGCAACCUAUGGGGGGAAAUUGGACUUCCAGUACAACCACGAGGAGUAUUGGCCCGAUUUUGUCUCCGUUUUCGAGGAGCGCAAAGAUUACCAAUACGCCCGCUUUUUGAAAUUCGGAGCUGUUAUCGGCUUGAGCGAGUUUGACCUUAAGGGCAAGGAGGCGGAAUUACGUUAUCCCGCCGAUUACCAGGAGCCAUCCACUGAGGGGUAG
Molecule: messenger RNA, 1062 nt
Organism: Eremothecium gossypii ATCC 10895
Lineage: Eukaryota; Fungi; Ascomycota; Saccharomycetes; Saccharomycetales; Saccharomycetaceae
Gene: PDR17
Product: phosphatidylinositol transporter
Exons: 1
Coding region: 1-1062 (353 amino acids)
Molecular function (GO): phosphatidylinositol transfer activity
Source: RefSeq, marked provisional